Messenger RNA from Racocetra fulgida, 378 nucleotides. The record is from the annotation of a GenBank genome assembly. Lineage: Eukaryota; Fungi; Glomeromycota; Glomeromycetes; Diversisporales; Gigasporaceae.
AUGGAAGAUGUUACAAUAUAUUGUUAUAUCCUAGGCACUCCUAUUAAGAGUGCCCGUCCGAUUGACCUUGGCGAAAAAAUGCAAGUUGAUGGUCGUGAUAUAAAUCUUGAAGCAUUUACAUUUGGGCAUCUCAAAAAACUGAGAUGGCCCAAUAACGAUAAAGCCCACGAUCUAAAACUAUGGAAAUUUGAAACCCCUAUGGACGUAGACAAUGAGGAGUUGAAAACACUUAACGAGAAUUUUCGUGCAAACAUUAAUAAUGUACAAAAACUUGGCGAGGAUUUGUAUCCAUAUAUAAGAUUUUUGAGGUUUUUCAACCUGGAUAUAUCUUUAAGUCUGGAUAUAUCCACAUCAUCGUGGAGCCUCCCGCAACUACUA